Hermetia illucens (black soldier fly) is the source of this 4221-nucleotide messenger RNA. RefSeq names its product 7SK snRNA methylphosphate capping enzyme bin3 (gene bin3). Lineage: Eukaryota; Metazoa; Arthropoda; Insecta; Diptera; Stratiomyidae. The record is from RefSeq and is a predicted model, not a curated record. Bases 241 to 3597 code for a protein of 1118 amino acids. Gene Ontology annotation, biological process: snRNA modification. The transcript is spliced from 7 exons. Gene Ontology annotation, molecular function: O-methyltransferase activity; RNA methyltransferase activity; snRNA binding.
GACUAGAUAGACAUUUUGCGAAAUUCCGCAUUGGGAGCACCGACUUCUGUGGUCAACGCGAAGAUAUGGCACAUUCGCCCCACUGCCAGAGCGAGACGGCUAGCGGGGCAAUACGGCAUAUUAAAUAAUACUUGGCAGUUCGUGCGCUCUCGCUCUAAUCUCUUGCAGUAAUACACAAGUUAUCUCGGAUGCAGAUAUUGUAGAUAUCACUGAAGCAAUUCUACCAUAAAUGGCAAAAGGAUGUCGUCGAAUGACACUGAAGAUUCCUCUGCCAUUUCGGUUACCACAAAGUGUGAUCAAGGCCUCAUACAAAUGACGUGUGUCGUAGAAGCUCAAGAUCAAAAUAAAAGCCAGCCUGACGGUGUUGCGACCCAGCAUACGAUCGAUCAGGCACCUUAUAGCACUUCAAGUACUAGGUUAGAUUUUACAAACAACAUUGUUAUCGACAAAAACGAUAAUUUUGGAUCGCAACAAACAAAACCUAGAAAGCAUAAACGCAUAAAUAAAACAAACCAUAAUCAGAAAGUGAAAAUGCGUGCUCCUCAACCACCUGGCAUGGUGAAAAAGUUGUCACACAAAGCGUUUAAGGCGCAUUUGAAAAAUUGUAAGCAAGUUAUAAAGGCCGAAUUGGAAAAUCUACACAAUGCAAAGAGUCAAACUGCGCACCGUAAACAACAUUCAACAAAAAGCACCAAGCAGAACUUGAAGAAAAUGAUUGGCAUUGGCAGCAGAGCUGCUCAGUUUGCACUACGGUCGAAGUUUUUCUUGCCAGCUAAACGACCACGAAAAGAAGUCAUGAUACCGCCUACUAAGUUUUUGUUAGGCGGCAACAUUUCAGAUCCCUUGAAUUUAAAUGGUUUGCAAAAUGAAUCGCAAAACCCAACUCCCAACCAAACCCCACAGCAAUCGCCAAUUACAACACCACCUAAAGUUGAAGUUAUCAUUCCACCUAACAUCUACGACCCACUUCAUUUGUUAGAUCCUGUCGAUUCAGCUGAAUAUGAGAAGCAACUUGUAUCCCCAAUGAAACGCAAGCCAAAACCAAAACAUCGUCAUCGUAAAAAGAAGCCAAAGCGUAAAAGUACGAAUGAGGCAACAUCGGACACAAGCUUGACAGAAAAUCCUUUAGUGAUUGCUGUGGGCGGCCCUCCAUGUACAAUAUCGUGUCCCCCACCACCGGAUUUGGCUAAUUCAGAUGUACCCAUCGACGCAACAGGCGAUAAUACGAGAGAACUCGUAAACAGUGCUAUAAGUUUAGAGGGUAAAAAUACAAGCAUUGCAGCAGAAGUUAAUACAAGCGGAGUAGUACAGGAUACUAACGAAAUUAAAAAAGUAGAGGACUCGGAGGGGUCUUUGAGAAAGGAUAGCGUCAGCGACCCGGUUGCCAUUACAGGUGCAUUUGGCGUAGUGCGAAGUACGGAAAAAGAAAAACCACGCGACUUGAAACUCGAUUUAAGUGAUUUAGCGGGUAGUGAUCAACAUUCAAUAAGCAGCGGGAGUGGAAGGAAGAGACGAAUAAGCGAAGGACCUAAUAAAAACAAUAAGUUUCGAAGAGUAGAUGCUAUGGACAAAAUAGUAAGUCCUGUUGUUCCACAACCAGGCGCCUGGAAGCGUCCUCCGCGAACAAUACCAACAGGAGCCAGGAAGGGUUCACGGUUACGUUCAACUUCAGUCAGCGAAAAUGAACUCGUAAGCCCCACUGAUGAUACGAAGACAUUUGAUAGCGAAAGUAUUCGUUGUGAUACCCCGGAAGUUGAGAUACUUAAACCCAUUCCGGAAAAUGAAACAGUUAAAGAUUCGGAGAUGGUUCCUCCGCCUGAACAACACAAACCAAAACAAUCAAACGAAAAGUUGCCGAAGUUCCGAAAGGAUGGUGAUAGGUAUCAAUAUGGAAAUUUUGAUCGAUAUUCGGGUUAUAGGAACAUUAACGAAAUCAUGGAUGUUCGCCUGGAAGUAUUCCAUAGAAACGCACAUCUAUUUCGUGGCAAGGAUAUUCUCGAUAUCGGCUGUAAUGCAGGUCACAUUACAAUAGCAGUUGCCAAAAAUAUGGCACCAAAAUCUAUUCUCGGUUUGGAUAUCGAUAAAAAUUUAAUAGCAAGGGCGAGAAAAAAUCUGUCUAUGUACGUGAGAGUACCGAGAGAUAACCCAAAAAUUAAGAAUGAAAAAUCAGAGAAAAUUGAAGACAAUGGAAAGUCUAACAUGCAAAAUAAAACGAAUGUUGAUGCCACGUCUAGUGUGAGUACAACUUCAGUGGGUCCAUCAAAAGACAAAUCACAACAGGAAAGCUCGAGCAAUAUUCCACAAUCAACAAAUAGGAAUAAGAAUCUCAAUAGAAGGAAGCGAAAUCAACAAAGCAACAAGAAUGAAAAAGGAGAACCUGAAUUCUUUCCUAUUUCAUUUCCAAUCACGUAUGGUCCAAUAAGAGAAAUCGUAGCAAGUACGAGUAAAGACAGCAACUCACCGCCUCAGCCUCAUGUGGCCGUCAACCAGUUUCCUAAGAAUACUUUCUUUCGAUGUGUGAACUAUGUUUUGAAAGAUGAAUCGCUGAUUAAUAGCGAAACCCAACAAUAUGAUGUAAUACUUUGUCUGUCUGUGACGAAAUGGAUUCAUUUGAAUUUUGGUGACGCUGGACUCAAAUUAGCCUUCAAGCGGAUGUUUAAUCAACUGCGUCCUGGUGGAAAAUUAAUAUUGGAGGCACAAAAUUGGGCGAGCUACAGAAAGAAGAAAAACCUCACAGAAACAAUAUACAACAACUACAAAAGCAUUGAAUUUUUCCCCAAUAAAUUCAACGAAUAUCUACUAAGUAGCGAAGUUGGUUUCAGUCAUAGCUAUUGCCUAGGUGCUCCAAGACAUAUGAAUAAAGGUUUCUGCAGGCCGAUCCAGCUUUAUGCAAAAGGCGAUUACACACCAAAUCACAUUAGGUGGAGUGAUAACUAUCAUCCACAGACACCGUAUGAAACAUAUCGUGGUAUAUAUGCAGGAAUGACAAGGCCGCCCUAUCCAGUCUGGGGUCCAUUAGAUACACCACGUGGCAAUUCGGGUUCAUAUAGCUGUCGUCAAACGCCCGUUCAUCCAGGACUCACCACUUCGCAAUAUUAUAAUCCUCUUGAAAGUGAUAGUUAUCUGCCAAGUUAUGAUAAUGAGGUUCAAAAUCGUCAUUAUGUGUUUGCAUCUCCAUUAUAUCAAACCGUCUGGUCGCCACCGCCAAGUUUAAGGAAUCCAUCGAACCGAACUCCUAUAUUUGGUAGUAUAAGAGAAGCGGAUAGCGACGAAUGUGUAGCAAGGCAUGUUUAUCUACCAACGGACUUUGGUGCAUCACCACAAGCUGGUGGAGGGAGUGCAUUUAAUAGCGUCCGAGAGCCAGAUCAUGAGGAUGGAAGCCAACAGGCACAAUCUAGUAAGCAACAUGUGUACGCCAAUUGCGAGGAUCUUUCAUCCUCUUUCGCAGACAACUCAUCGUCACCGCAAAUACAUAAUUCGUCAUCAUCGUCCCGUGCCGCUGCCCUUAGCACACAAAAUUCGGACCAACUAGAUUCGAAUGUAGACACUGAAAAUGACUCAACUGUGAAUGUAGACGUCGAUGACUGUGACAAUUGAUCGAUUCAUUUCCGUGAGUGAGAUUUAGGAGUUGAAGAGCUUGUGAGUUUUGAAAAUAAGUUUCACUUUUGAUUUGGUGAUAAUGCUACCUUUGUGAAUUUAUUUCCAUAAAAUAUGAGAAUUACAUCCUCAUUUUGUAGCUAAAAGACCAAAUGAUUUGCAUAUGUCGCAGGGUAUAAUCCGCACAUUCUUAGGAUCAUCCGCUAAUUUAAUAGCAAGUGUAAUUUUAUUCGGUUUCUCAUCCUGUUUCUCUUUUAAGUGAUCAACCACCUGAGUGGAUUGAAUUGAUUAAAACUUUUAUUUACUAUUCACAGACUUCCUGUUUAUCAAUACCUUUACCAAAAUGUUAAAUGCUGAUAAUUCUUCUAAGAACUGAAAUCAAUCCCAAACACCAUUUAAGUAAAAAUAGAUCACCUAGUUUCUCAGCAUUCAUCAUGAUGGAUGUUCGAGAAGAAUUGCAACUUUAUGUUUCUACUUAUUAAUUUAUUUUGAGGAAAAAAAGAUGUUGAAUUUCUUUUUUUAAAUUUAGUCGUUUAUAAGAAGUUUAUAAUAAUAGUUUAAGCAAAGUGAAACACAUCUGUGAUUUGCGUAAAUUGUCAAAUAAAGCUACUUUAUUAAGAUUAA